AUGAAGGAGGAAAAAGCGUUUCGGCUAGCAAGGCGGAUCCAGCAAAUGCAUGGCGAUAACGUCCAAGUUUUUGCUACUAAUUACACCUACGUCAUAGAAGACAUUACACGCUACCGACUACUUCGUCGUAUUCUAGUGACAGAAGAGAAUCGCAUUACCACACCAGCAUUCUUCUGGCAAGACGCACUGCCCUACUUUUCACUUGAAGAUAUCGCUCAAGCUACGAUACAUUGCCCUCCUGAAUUGUUCAGCAAAGAUCCCAGCAUCUAUCCUGACCUUUACCGAAUUUACUACUACCCCGACCGCCGAGAUCCCAAGCUUUUUAAGUACGUUCCUGAAGGACACUCGGAUGCUCUAGAGCAUGCUCGAACAAUUAUUAAAAUGGACAGGAAAAGUUGUGCUGCAACAAUUAAGAUGUUUUUUAAGAAUGAGCGCGAAAGAAAUCCAGCCCUUUUCGUUUAUCUAGAAGAGAGUUUACAGAUCGCUCUGCAGGUUACCACCCCCGUAGCCUUUUACCCAAUGAAUUCAGGUACAUUCCUCGGAAUGCUUGCAGACAAAACCUACCGGAAACUAUACAAUCACACCAUCGCCAGCGGAACCUCAAAUAUUGAAACCCCUCACAUUCAAAUCAAAAAUGACUUCCGCAAUGCCUAUUUAAAUGCUGGAAAACCAUACCAACUAAGACCUUUCUUUUACUACUACAAUGCAGCUUUAAAGCUUAGCGCGAACAACCAGAUGGAUGCAAUAACUGCUCAACGGACCGUGGAUAGCAUCUUGAGCGACUACCGGCUUCAUAAAAAAUUUCAAGCGAAUUUUCAAGUGGGUUACACAAAAUUGGGCGCCACCGCCAACCCCACCCAACAGUUUCAUUAUGGCAAGUGCGAUCCCUGCUUCCAAACUCUUGUGCAGUACCUAAGCCAGAAUUUUUUCCAUUACGAAUACCAAGAACCUGCUUCAGAAAAAUCUUCCACCACACUCGCCCCAAUCAAGCUCAUUAGCAAACCGAAGACAACCACUAACCUCAACACUGACGACGAAGAAUUUCCUGAUGAUUGGACCGACGAGGACAGUUGUGCAACCACACAAAUAACCAAUCAAACCAACACUUUACUCACAGAACUCAAAAAAGAAAUUAACCAAGCACUAAGUGCUCAAAAUAAAGGGAAAAGAACUCAUGGCGAUCAGGCUGACUUCGACAAUCAAACUUUCGCUAAAAUCGACAAACAGCUCGAGCAGCCCGAUCACACAACCACCCGAAAUAAACACUUCAUUCAAAAUGAAUACCUGCUUGGUGAUGACUGCCCAGGAGAAUCUCAUCCAAGCAAAGGCAAGGAUAAGGAGAGCAGAGCAGCAAAACGCUUCUACGACUACCUAGACCCAAAACAGAUCUACAAAAAAAACAACAAGGAAAGGAAAACCUCGUACAACCAAACCAGUUAUGCAAUAACCUUGCUCAAUCACCCCGACCCCACGCCGCAAGAAAUCUGUGCCAAUCCCAAUUUGGCUGACAUAAACCCGCAUUUACAACCCUCUAUCCAGCCCGGACAGCAACAGUGCUUGCAUAUUAAUCUAACGAAUGUUCUCAACAAUCACUUACCAGCUCCAACGAACAACACCUGCCUAAUAGACGCAGUUGCUCACGCCCUAAACGAUAACACUCAUGUGCAUGCACAAGCCAUCAGUGACGAAAGUCCGAUGCUAACAAAUAUCGAACUGACCACCAUUGCUCAACAGUUGGGUUUUACUGCCCAAGUAAUUACUCUACACAGACACAAUGACGUGCUCAUCAAUGCAGGUCAAGAGCUCAUCCUUGGAUUUGGCUGGGUACCGCACCACUGGGUUUACCUCGGCCAAAUUGCCAAAUUACAUGGAGCUACCUCCACCCAUGAAUACCCUGACAUCACCAUUAACAACCUAGCCAGGAUAACUAAUGGUGCCUGGAAAUCAUACACCCCUAAGGCAAAGCGGGCUAAGCACUACAUCCGUGCCAUCAAGAAUAAGCAUACUGAAACUAUACACCACAUCCAGACCGAGAAUGACGAGAACAAAGGACAUGAAUUCGAUGCCAUUGUGGAAAAAACCCGACCAAAAAAAUCGGUUUACUAUGAUCCUAAUCCGGAAACCAGGCUCAAUGAUAAAAUGCCCGAAGUGCUCUACUUCAAAAAUCUAGCUAAACUUAGUCAGCAAGCCAUUACCCUUUACCCCGACUCAAACAGCGUCAGCACUGCUACGGAUAACAGCCAAAUUGCUUACACGUACUCCAACUCUCAAGUACUAACCUUAAAUUCAGAUUACGGCAUCAUGAUUAAUGAGUAUGCUUCUGUUAUCAAGACCAUCAAGAGGGGUGACCAUUUCGCACCACAAGUUCACAAUUAUCUAGCUAAAAUGCUCCCCAACUGCCGAUUUCAAGUAGACACCGAUGGCACCAGUGUCCGCGCCAGAGAGCUUCAACGAUACUGGCAGUACCUGUUUGAACAUGAAAUCAUUCCAACACCAGCAGUACAAAUCACCGUCAAAGAACCCGAGCCACAACCUGCUAACACCCCAACCAAAUACUUCAAUGAUGUUGAUGACACCGUCUCGUUUGAUCACUCAAUCUACGGGGCGUCCCUGCCUAGAAUCAAAAUUGAUCGUGUGGCCGGCACUAUCGAUUACAACUUUAAAGGCAACCCUUACCUAAAUGAAUAA
Racocetra fulgida is the source of this 2688-nucleotide messenger RNA. The record is from the annotation of a GenBank genome assembly. Lineage: Eukaryota; Fungi; Glomeromycota; Glomeromycetes; Diversisporales; Gigasporaceae.